AUGGAGGAACGGCAUUUAGACUGGUCAGUGUUCUCGGUCUUUCAAGCUCUCUUUGCGAUUGGCAUGCAAGUGUUGCUGUGGGUAACUUUUGCCUUUUACUUCCAGUACAACAUUAUUGGGGUUGGUAUUGGAAGUAUGCUCUAUCUUACUCUCCUCGGCUUUGUUCUAGCCGCCGAGAAAAGCAUGACCAAGCCAUCGAUUCCGCACAAACAGGUUCUGUUGUUUAUCAAUACGACUUCGCUUAUUGUUGGCGGCCUUAGUAUUUUAGGCUUUAUCUUGGCAGCGUACAACUCGGCUAUUCGUAUUGAAGGUGUGAUUUAUUUCGGAGGUUUAGGAGCUGCCAUCGCAGUCGGUGCAGCCUUAUCCGGGCUUGUGUUUAUAAAGCAGCACAAUCCAAUCAGCCGACCAAGUAUUGCCAAAGCACUCUACUAUCUAGUUCUCAUCCUUGUUGUUCUGGCUAGCAUUAGUCUACCUAUGUUACGCCUCUUCUUGUCCUAUAACAGCUUUGUUAUGGUUAUUAAGACGGGCAUUCAUCUAACCCUAAGUAUCUCAUUUGGUGUUUUGAAGAUCUUAGCAACCUACGCCAGUAUUAAUCCCAAACAACAAGGUCUUAUAUUCAAGUUUAUUCUAGCAGCUAUCAUCAUUAGUCUACUCACUAGUAUUUUACUAUGCCUUUACAACAGUCCGACUAUUGACCAGAUUAGCACCAAUGUUCAAUCAUUCUUUACCACCAACUCAACCCACCUCAAAAACUAA
Nematocida homosporus is the source of this 756-nucleotide messenger RNA. RefSeq lists its product as uncharacterized. The transcript has a single exon. Lineage: Eukaryota; Fungi; Microsporidia. The coding region runs from base 1 to 756 and encodes 251 amino acids. The record is from RefSeq and is a predicted model, not a curated record.